AUGGCGGGAGCUGCGGAGGAGCGCGAGCCGGGCCCCGCGGUGGGAGAGCAGUUGCAGGAACAACAUGUCGCGUGCCAGGUUUUCCCCGAGCGGCUGGCCGAGGGGAAGCCACUACGAGGGUUCAUUUCCAGUUUAAGCAAGGACCAGAAGUGCCAGCUCAUGCUUCAGAAGACGUUGGAGACAAAUCCAUAUGUCAGACUUCUACUUGAUGCGAUGAAGCACUCUGGUUGUGCUGUUAACAAAGAAAGACACUUCUCUUGUGAAGAUUGUAGUGGAAAUGUCAGUGGAGGUUUUGAUUCUUCAUCAUCUCAGAUUGUUUUGUGCCAAAAUAAUAUCCGUAACCAGGCCCAUAUGAACAGAGUGGUCACCCACGAGCUCAUUCAUGCUUUUGACCAUUGUCGUGCGCACGUUGACUGGUUUACCAAUGUCAGGCAUUUGGCCUGCUCAGAGAUUCGAGCUGCUAACCUCAGUGGAGACUGCUCACUUAUAAAUGAAAUAUUCAGGUUACAUUUUGGAUUAAAACAACACCAUCAGACUUGUGUACGAGACCGAGCCAUUCUUUCUAUCCUGGCUGUUAGGAAUAUCAGCAGAGAAGUAGCUCAAAAGGCUGUUGAUGAAGUUUUUGAAUCUUGUUUCAAUGACCAUGAGCCUUUUGGAAGGAUCCCCCAUAGCAAAACGGAUGCAAGAUACGCUCAUAGAGACUUUCAGAAUCGUGACCGGUAUUAUUCAAAUAUAUGA
Messenger RNA from Chrysochloris asiatica (Cape golden mole), 738 nucleotides. RefSeq names its product XRCC6 binding protein 1 (gene ATP23). Gene Ontology annotation, biological process: mitochondrial proton-transporting ATP synthase complex assembly; mitochondrial protein processing. The transcript is spliced from 6 exons. The coding region runs from base 1 to 738 and encodes 245 amino acids. Gene Ontology annotation, cellular component: extrinsic component of mitochondrial inner membrane. Gene Ontology annotation, molecular function: metalloendopeptidase activity. Lineage: Eukaryota; Metazoa; Chordata; Mammalia; Afrosoricida; Chrysochloridae. The record is from RefSeq and is a predicted model, not a curated record.